UAAUACCUUAUUAAAAGAACAAAGGGCGGUCCAAUAUGGCGGCGCCCAGUGGCGGUGUGAACUGUGAGGAGUUCGCCGAGUUCCAGGAAUUACUCAAGGUGAUGAGGACGAUUGAUGACAGAAUAGUACAUGAAUUAAACACUACGGUUCCAACAGCUUCCUUUGCAGGGAAAAUUGAUGCCAGCCAAACCUGUAAACAACUUUAUGAGUCACUGAUGGAGGCCCAUGCCAGUAGGGACAGAGUCAUAAAAAACUGUAUAGCUCAGACCUCAUCAGUAGUAAAACAGCUCCGAGAAGAGAGGGAAAAGAAUUUGGAUGAUUUAACGUUAUUAAAGCAACUUAGAAAAGAACAGACAAAGUUGAAAUGGAUGCAGUCAGAACUGAAUGUUGAAGAAGUGGUAAAUGACAGGAGCUGGAAGGUGUUUAAUGAAUGCUGCCGAAUUCACUUCAAGCCUCCAAAGAAUGAAUAAAAAGAUACUUUUUUUUUUAAGAUGGACC
Molecule: messenger RNA, 498 nt
Organism: Bubalus bubalis (water buffalo)
Lineage: Eukaryota; Metazoa; Chordata; Mammalia; Artiodactyla; Bovidae
Product: protein MIX23
Exons: 2
Coding region: 36-470 (144 amino acids)
Cellular component (GO): mitochondrial intermembrane space; mitochondrion
Source: RefSeq, a predicted model, not a curated record